AUGGCCUCAGGGUCGAGAUCGGUCACCAUGGAUUCCGGUGAAAUUGCCCGGAUCAUUCAAGAAGGAAUUACAGCUGGCCUGCUUCGUAAUGCUCGGGGGCCAACAGGCUUCACCCCUAACACUCCAUUCACGCUAGAGAUAUUGACAUAUCCCUUGCCCGACAGAUUCAAGUAUCCUCGCAUUAAAGAGUAUGAUGGGACGACCGACCCCAUCAACCAUCUCAAUGUAUACACUGAUGUCAUGAACUUGCUAGUUACGCCGAAUCAGGUUAUGUGCAAAGCCUUUCCACAAACGCUGACUAACGCUGCUAGGGAUUGGUUCUCGACAUUGGGGCCCAACUCCAUAGCCUCAUUCUCAGAUUUGGCUGAUAAGUUCUCAGCCUUCUUUGCAAGUAGCAAGCGAAUCAGGAAGACCGCGACCUCUCUCAUGCAACUUCGCCAGGGACCAACCGAAACCUUGCAAGGAUUUAUGACAAGGUUCAACAAGGAAAGGCUUCAAAUACCCAACCUCCACAUCACAGCAGCUGUCUUCGCCCUCACUUACGUCGUAAGAUGUGAAGCUUUCAAGAUAUCUUUAUCAAAGACCCCACCGCAGACAGUGAUCGAGCUCCUCACCCGAGCUAAAAAAUACAUCAAUAUGGAGGAAACACUAAAUCCAAGGAGACCUAGUCCUUCUCAUGAAAAGACCGAGAACAAAAGGCAACAUGAUCCCAUCCCUAGGCAUGAGGUUCCCCGGGAUAAGCGCAGGAACGAGGCGCCAUUAGCAUCUCUCACUCGGUUGAAAACCUCUUAA
Molecule: messenger RNA, 792 nt
Organism: Olea europaea var. sylvestris
Lineage: Eukaryota; Viridiplantae; Streptophyta; Magnoliopsida; Lamiales; Oleaceae
Exons: 1
Coding region: 1-792 (263 amino acids)
Source: RefSeq, a predicted model, not a curated record